CGCCAACAAAAAGAAAAAGAUGAGAGAGGAUUUUUAGGCAAUCGUGAAGAUGUAAGAUGUAGGUCACGAAGUAGUAGUACUACUACUAAAGAUGUUCGUCGGAGGCGCGAUUGAGAAGAUCGAUAUCUAAUGACACGCCUAUGUAUUUGGGCAAAUUUUCUUCAGGAGCAAAAUGAUUUACCGACACGACGCAUGAUGGAAGAGCGGUAGACGCAAUACAAUAAGCAGAGGGCGUCAACGCAAUACAGAGCAAACCGGAACAAGAUGCCUCUCUUCGCAAAACGCGUACUGCAAAAGGAGUUCGACGAAUGGGAGUCAGAGCUGAUUCGGAAAACCGAGGUCCGAAGUAUAGAGCAGGACCAGGAAAUCGAGAAGUUGAAGGUAGAGAAAACUUUCAUCUUUGUUGAGCUUGAGAAGUAGGAUUUUCUGAGUGGGAAGUGCUAGCACUUCUCUGACUCUGUUUUUUUUACAUACAUGUUUAAGGAAUUCAUCUUCAGACAUGAUUUUACUACGAAAUAUUAUUUAAAGAUAAGUACUUCUGGAAACAAACUUUUACUACCUUUCUUAAUCUUAGCAGGGUUUCCUACUUUAACAUCCUCUCCUCGUGAACACAGGACCGCAUCAACGAGCUCGAGUCCCGUUUAUCCCAACGUCUAGACGACGAAGCGUCGGCACGUUCAUCUGCCGACCACAAACUCACUACUGCUCUCCAAGAUGCCUCAGCCGACUUGCGUGCUGCAGAUGAACAGCUCAACACACAGCUUAAUUAAGGCAGAAAUAUUUAAUACAAAAACAAACUAUGAAAAAUUGAAAUUAUCGGCAAUAAAGACAUAUUCAUAAAUUAGCUCCAUCUUCAACUUCAACUUGAUACUUCAUCUACCUUUAGAAGUUCUGAAAUUCGGGUCGGCCUCUUUAGCGGGAUCUUCGCUCUAGUAGAUAGUGGACACAUUCUAUCCUUCUCGUUACUGCUCAAUCUUCUACUUAGGUACUCUAAUCCAAUGAGGCACAGGCUAAGGCAGCUGUAGAUCUCCAGACUGCAUCUGAACAAGCCCACAGUGCAUUAGAAACGACGGAAGGCAAGCUGGCUAAGCGCCUCGACCGCCAUGCUAGUGACCUGCGGAAAAUUGGCAAUGCGUUGUCAGGGAAACUCUUUGACUUAUGUUGAGAAAUUCCUCUGAAGACGAGGAGCUGGAGAGAGACCACUAUGCACUAUCAUAGAUUGAUAAUGAUAGCACCAUGCAUUAGGUCUAAAAUCUGAUAUUUUUAUUGAUUAGCUUAUCUAACUGCGAGGUAAGUGAAAUUAAAUGGCCUACAAUCUAAUCCAAUCACCAUUAUUUUCGGAAAUAAAAUUUGCAUUUGGCGAUUAUUGUAGAGAUUGUUUUUACGUUCGACAUUUAGACAUGUUGUUCAUAUAUUACGCUCGGCUCGACUCCUCCAUCUGCAACAUGUAUUGAGUUGUUCUUGAUGUAAAAAAGCCUCCUGCUCUAAUCAACCUCGCGAGUUUCAAGCUGGAGCGGCAACGGGACCGCAUCAACAUUAUCAUGGAAGAUGAUAGUGUUUUGAAUAGCGAGGGCGUAGCAGCAGAAGGCCCUUCGGCAUUCUCUCCGGCUGAUCAAGAAGUUGUUAUGGUGGGAGGACAACUGAUAUAAUGGGGCGUCGCAGUGGACCAAUAGAGGACAUCGCAGUCUACGUCAUCUGAAAUAUUUGGACGCUUUUUACUAGGAGAGAAAUCUUCAUUGCUUUUUUCAUCGGAUCAUGAUCAUGAAGUUUGUUUGAGAUUCAUCAAGAAGUUUGAUCUACCUUCUAAUCUACUCGCGAACCUCGAGCAGGAUCCAUCAUCCGCCGACGCAGGAGCAGCUUGUAUAGAAAAAACUGAGGAAGGCGAUGAUGCAGAGAAACUACCUGGUGAGGAGGAGGAGAAUACUACUAGUCCGUCGUUUCGCAAAAAUCCCAUCGUCAAAGAGGGUGAAGAGGGCUUAGAUGAAGUUCCUCGCGGUCCUCAAGAAGAUGACUCUGCAACAGGAACCAGCUCAUCCCUCUCUCGUUCUCGACGUCGUCCUACCCCUCAGCAGGAACAAUUUGGAGGAUCUCAACCAUCAAAGUUACAGAAACAACAAUUACAUCAACAUGCAGGCUCAGUAGAACGAUAUCGGCCGUUCACGAAGCCGACUCGUGGCGGUUCGAGAUGCAAAAGGGUUGAGUGGUUGAUUCAAGAUGCGAGUCACAAAUUGCAGGUCUACGAAACCGGACAGCCACUCUAUUCUCCUGAAUUCACGGUGAAUUUGGACUAUGCUACUUCUGCCACGACCACUGGAAACAUCAAUGUCCAGCAAGAACGGGUGUUGAAACGAGCGCGACUGGUCUUUUACCCCAGAGGGAGCAGCAUCGUUGCGAAACCGGGUUACUGUUCGGUUUUCCUGCAGUUUCCAUUAGACGAUCCAGCUAAUCCGUCUGAUGACCUUGUAACAGUUGGCAACUUCGGUGGAUUUACUAGUGCGUUUCCGAGUGGGGCACCGAAUGUGAGUCCGCACAGACGUCGGACAAGACCUCCAUUGUUUGCAGAACAUAACAGAUUCGGAGGGUUUUCAUCUCCGACAAGGAUGAACAAUAUCGAUCCGCCAGGAGCACUUCCCUUAGCCCAGGAAGCAGAGUCGUUGCGAAGAAUGCAGCAGCAGAACAAGAUUAUUUCCUAUACGGAUAGUUAAGACUUCGGGUUGAUGUGGUCAGAAGAUGUAAGACAACGCGGAAUAUUGUCGUACAUCCAAAUCAGCACUUCCUAAGCAUCCACAUAAUCCACAUACUACAACUACAUCCAAAUCAGCACUUCCUAAGCAUACUUAGAUAAAAAUAGCACCUGCCUCCACUUCUAAGCCACCAUACUCUCCUUACCGGGCAAAUCGCCCUUAGACGCGAUUCUGCGGAAGAAUUUACAGGCAGAUGGGAUCCUCCCAAGAGACCAAGAUCCUGGAUUGGGUACGGAUUAUCGUGGAAUCCAGGUAUCCUCAAGAAACAACUUCUGGUUUCGCUAUAGGCUGCAAGUGGGCAACUUCGUUUCCACCGAGGUUUUGGACACGAUUUACAAAGGCGUUGACAACUUCUGCGAGGUACUAGAAGAAGUAGUUGGAGUAAGUUGAUGAUUGUUCUUGUGUGUAUGGGAUAGGCAUCAUGAUAGGGCUUAUGAACCAUUAUACAGGGAUCAUGAUGAACCAUAGGGACUAGGGCAGCAUCAAGGCCCCCUGGGUUUAUUAUUAUUUCUCUUCCAUGAAAAAGAAUCAGAUUGUUCCUUUUUUAUGAUGUCCACCUUUUUACGAUGUAUUAACAUCACAAGCUGCACAAACACCCAACAUCAUACUUAGGUCCUUCCCCACGUCGACAAUGACGAAGAUACGUUGACGGUUUCUGUUGAGUUCCUAGCAGAAACGAGCUCCUUGAGCCAAGUGGGCGGCCCUGACGAAGAGUGGUCGUCUCCUGCAGGUCGAGCUUUCUUAGCAGGGAGAGCACUCCUUCAGCACAGUGAACCCGAAUGGAAGUUUCCAUCGAGCAAGGAGGGUCAACCAGUCUGGGAACAAAAAAUGCCGCCGGAGCCGGGGACGGGUAUUGUUGUUGAUGUUGUUGUUGAUCCAAAUCAAAAAUCCAAAAAACCAAACUAGUAGAUCUUUGAUUUUUUGUGAAUAAUCUAGAAGAUUCCACCGGAGAAGCGUGGAGGUGCCUGUUCCUUAUCAUUCUCAUAUCAACCUCCUGGUCUUCAGCUUCAUACCAUUCUUGUUGUCAAUCAUCAACAUAUAGCUUUUCCUUCCCUCGGUGGAGCAGGACGGGCGGACCAAGAUGAAGGUGAAGCCUCUCGUGCCAAGAACAAUGAUGAUGAAAAAGAAGUGCUUUCGCCUAGUAUCAAGCAACACUAUGCUGGAGGAAGAUAUUCUGGGGUAGCAGAUUUCACGCAGGACAAAGAAAAAUCCGAACGCGAUCGCGACCACACUUCUCGACUUUUGUCCUCCACUACGGAGUUCGUUUCUCGAGACGCGAAUCUUUUCUUCCCAUUCGAAAGGCUGGACGAUAGGAUGAAGAAUAUUGGAGUGGAAAACGAGCUUCUUGAGAAAGACGAGUUGUAGCCAACCACCGAGGACAUGAACAAGGUGCUGAACAGGAGUAGAACGAAUCCUACAAGUACGAACAAUCCUUUCAUGAUCACAAAAUGUUUUGCGUUUUACUUGUCCUUCAGAUCAUUAUUGUUCUAUGUCCUCUUCCUCUACAACUAAGUACACGAAAAAUGAUUAUAUUACAAGAAAGCCUUGAGUUAGAAGAAGAUGUUGAUUACACCACGCACACGCAGCAUGAACUUCAACUUGUGACACAUAGAAGUGACAAAGAACUUAGACAAAGAGAAGAAACGGUAGUGAUAUUACCGACCCCACGAUCGAUAAAGAUUUAGAUGAAUGUCGUCCCUCUGCCAUUAAAUGUACAGAUUUGGACAGCGUUGAGACAAAGCAGUCUGAAGCAAGUCUUUUUUAGUACCAAAAUGCCAAUCAUUGCAAAAGAUGAACCAGGUUCUGUUUCUGAUGAAUAAAAUGCCACUCAGUUGUCUCAGAUUAGAACAAGAAGAUUUCGUUAUUCGGGAGGAAGCGUCCAUCGGCUUCUCUUCAAUUUUCGCAGAAGACGU
Amoebophrya sp. A25 is the source of this 4657-nucleotide messenger RNA. NCBI's taxonomy places the organism in Eukaryota, Dinophyceae, Syndiniales, Amoebophryaceae. The record is from the annotation of a GenBank genome assembly.